Dipodomys ordii (Ord's kangaroo rat) is the source of this 3598-nucleotide messenger RNA. RefSeq names its product transient receptor potential cation channel, subfamily V, member 5 (gene Trpv5). Gene Ontology annotation, cellular component: membrane. Gene Ontology annotation, molecular function: protein binding; calcium channel activity. NCBI's taxonomy places the organism in Eukaryota, Metazoa, Chordata, Mammalia, Rodentia, Heteromyidae. The transcript is spliced from 15 exons. The coding region runs from base 139 to 2310 and encodes 723 amino acids. Gene Ontology annotation, biological process: calcium ion import across plasma membrane. The record is from RefSeq and is a predicted model, not a curated record.
CAGCACACACAAGUGACACGAGAGAGAUCCUCGGUUGGGUCUUUACCCCAGGUGGACCCUGCCUCCUCUCAGCUGUUGCCACUGGAGGGCUGCUCCUUUGAUCAGAUUCCCAUCAUCUGCCAGUGCUCACAAGAAGGCAUGGGGGCCAAAAGGCCUUGGAUUCAGCUCCAGAAACUUCUUAGCUGGUUGACUGGGGAACAAGACUGGGACCAGAACCUGGACAAUCUCUACAUGUUACAACAGAAGAGGAUCUGGGAAGCCCCACUGCUUCGAGCAGCCAAGGAACAUGACUUGUGUACCCUUAAGAGGCUUCUACUAGACCCAAAGUGUGAUUUUCAACAAAGAGGAGCCUUGGGGGAGACAGCGUUGCACAUAGCUGCCCUCUACGACAACCUGGAGGCCGCGAUGGCGCUGAUGGAGGCUGCACCCGAUCUCGUCACAGAGCCUAUUGUGUGUGAACCAUUUGUAGGUCAGACUGCACUGCACAUCGCUGUCAUGAACCAGAACGUGAACCUGGUGCGCGCCCUGCUUGCCCGAGGGGCCAGCGUCUCUGCCAGAGCUACAGGCUUUGCCUUCCACCUCAGCCCCCACAACCUCAUCUACUAUGGAGAGCACCCGCUGUCCUUUGCUGCCUGUGUGGGCAGUGAGGAGAUCGUCCGGCUGCUCAUUGAGCAUGGAGCUGACAUUCGGGCCCAGGACUCCCUGGGAAACACAGUGCUUCACAUCCUCAUCCUGCAGCCCAACAAAACCUUUGCCUGCCAGAUGUACAACCUGCUGCUGUCUUAUGAUGGAGGGGACCACCUGCAGUCCUUGGAGCUGGUGCCCAACCACCAGGGCCUCACCCCCUUCAAGCUGGCCGGAGUGGAGGGCAACACUGUGAUGUUCCAGCACCUGAUGCAGAAGCGGAAGCACAUCCAGUGGACGUAUGGGCCGCUGACCUCCACCCUCUAUGACCUCACAGAGAUCGACUCUUGGAGAGAAGAGUUGUCCUUUCUGGAGCUCGUGGUCUCCUCCAAGAAGCGUGAGGCUCGCCAAAUCCUAGAGCAGACCCCAGUGAAGGAGCUGGUGAGCCUCAAGUGGAAGAAAUAUGGGCGGCCCUACUUCUGUGUGCUGGGCGCCUUGUACAUCCUCUACAUGAUCUGCUUCACCGCGUGCUGUGUCUACCGCCCCCUCAAGUUCCGGGAUGGCAACCGCACAAGUUCUCGCGAUAACACCAUCCUGGAACAGAAGCUCCUACAGGAGGCCUAUGUGACUUACCAGGAUAAUAUCCGGCUGGUAGGGGAGCUGGUGACCGUCACUGGGGCUGUGAUUAUCCUGCUCUUAGAGAUCCCAGACAUUUUCAGAGUUGGUGCCUCUCGGUAUUUUGGACAGACAGUCCUUGGGGGUCCAUUUCAUGUCAUUAUAAUUACUUAUGCCUCCCUGGUGCUGGUGACCAUGGUGAUGAGGCUCACUAAUGUGAAUGGGGAAGUGGUACCCAUCUCCUUGGCCCUGGUGUUGGGCUGGUGCAGUGUUAUGUACUUCACUAGAGGAUUUCAGAUGCUGGGUCCCUUCACCAUCAUGAUCCAGAAGAUGAUAUUUGGAGACUUAAUGCGUUUCUGCUGGCUGAUGGCUAUGGUCAUUCUAGGAUUUGCCUCAGCGUUCUAUAUCAUUUUCCAGACAGAAGACCCAGCCAAUCUGGGGGAAUUCUCUAACUACCCCACAGCACUGUUCAGCACCUUUGAGCUGUUCCUCACCAUUGUCGAUGCCCCCGCCAACUACAGUGUGGAUCUGCCCUUCAUGUACAGCAUCACAUAUGCUGCCUUCGCCAUCAUCGCCACCCUGCUCAUGCUCAACCUGUUCAUCGCCAUGAUGGGUGACACUCACUGGCGAGUGGCCCAGGAGAGGGAUGAGCUCUGGAGAGCUCAGGUUGUGGCCACCACAGUGAUGCUGGAGAGGAAGAUGCCUCGCUUCCUCUGGCCUCGAUCAGGGAUCUGUGGGUGUGACUAUGGCCUGGGGGACCGCUGGUUCUUAAGAGUCGAGAGCCACCAUGACCAGAAUCCUUUUCGGAUGCUUCGUUAUGUGGAAGCCUUCAAAUGCCCAGACAAAGAAGAUGGACAGGAGCAGCUAUCUGAGAAACGGCCCUCUAUCGCUGAGAGUGAGAUUCUAGCUAGGUCCUCUCUGAUCUUCCAAACACCGUCCCUGUCCAGAACUACAUCCCAAAGCAGCAGCAGCCAUCGGGGUUGGGAGAUCCUUCGUCGAAACACCCUGGGACACUUGAAUAUUGGACUGGACCUUGGUGAGGGGGAUGGAGAGGAGAUCUAUCAUUUCUAAUGAGGAGUCUGGGUAGGGUAGAAAGGGAGAUGUUUGCAUAUACAGGCAUCUAACUCCCAUGCUCAUUAAUGAAUCCUGGGAGGGUAUAUGCAGAAUAGUUUCUAAAGGAUGCCAUCUAACCCUUCACACCAGCAUUUCUGGAGAGGUCAAUGGCCAUCCAUUGUUGCACACAUUAUAUGGAUUCCUGGAGAUCUCACAUGUUGGGAGAGAAGUGGUAGCCGGCAACUGAACACACAGGGUAGGGAGACUAGAUUAAUAUCAGGAUCAUCUGUUCUGCUCCAUGUAGGCAACCAGAAAGUAGUAUUCUAUGAAGACUGUUUAGUUCCAUUGGGUUACAUGUGGGGAAAGCCAGUGUGACGUAGACAUUGUGGUCCUAUCCUCUUUUUUUCCCUUCUGUAAGACUCACUCUGCCUAGCAACCAAACCCCAGUUGGAAAAUUGCAAGAAGAAAAGCUCUUUCUCCUCGCUUUCUUUAAAAUUUCUCUUAUUGUGGCAAAAUGCACAUAAUAUAAAAUUUGCCAUUUUAAGCAAUUUUAGAUGUAUAAUUUAGUGACAAAAGUACAUUCAGACUGCUGUAUAACCAUCACCACAGAUAUUUUUCAUCAUCAAACACUGAAACUUAUACCCACUAAACAAUAGCUCUCCAUCAUUCCCUCUCUUCAGUUCAUGAUUACCAAUACUUUCUGUCUGUGAAUUGGUCUCCUCUGGGUACCACAUAAAAGUGGAAUCAUGUUCUAUUAUAUCUGCUUUAUUUCACUUAACAGAAUGGUCUCAAAGUUUCAUCGAUAUGGUAGCAGGUAUCAGAAUUUUAUUUCUUUUCUUAGGCCAAAUAGUAUUUCAUUGUACAUACACACACAUACACACACACACACCACACACACACACACACACACACACACACACACACACACACACACACACUACAGUUUAUCCACUCAUUAGUCAGUGGAUAUUUGUGUUUUCCCCACUUCUUGGUGAUUGUAAAUAAUGAAUGUUAUUAGGAAAAUUGAAUGUAAAAAUGUCUGUUGAAGUCCCUGCUUCUAAUUCUUUAAGUGUACACAUUUAAAAAUAGAAUUUUGGGAUCAGAAGGCCAUCUAUGUUUAAUUUGGGGGGGAGCUAACAUACUGUUUUCCACAGUAUGCCUCACAAUUUUACAUUAUCUCCUGAUGGGUGUAAAAUGGUAUCUCAUUGAAAUUUUGUUAUGGCUUUCCCAAAAGACUAAAGAUAUUACAAAUCUUUUCAUACACUUCUUUGUGAAGCAUUUAUAUAUCGUUGAAAAACAAUGUCUA